GAGAAGCCAGGAUAACUGGCAAGAGUGUCCUGUUAUUUUCCUUUCAGCCCAGGUCUCACUAAGGCAAUACCACAUCCUGGCUUCAGCUCUUUCCUUCAAGUACUGACUUCCUUUUGCUUUAGUCCUCCUCCCUUUCUACAGAUCAGCUACCUAAAGUGAUUCCUUAGCCAUUAAAAAACUAAGCAGCACCUUUUCACCUGCAUGUACUGGUGAACAGCACUGUCAGCUGCAGGGUGUAAACUUUAUUCUCCUUCCCACCAGAAGCAGAGUGGUUCCCUUAGGUUGCCUUACUGAGGGCCACAAGGGAUUCUGUACCAUGUGCAUCCAGACUUCUCUUAAGAGAGAUUUGUACACCCCAAAUGCUGUAUGCUGGUGGGAGGGGCACUAACAGCAAAUUUGCAAGUGCUCCCCAAGCCUGAGCAGCUUUCUGAUUGCCUUCAGCAGGUCAUUUAGCAGAGAUCAUUUCCAUCCUCCCAGCUCAGGUGUGCUCUGCUGGGCUGAGGCCUUAGGCUUGGGUAGAGGAGGUCUAGGGCCGUGGCAAGGGAAGUUCCCUUUGUUUCAGUGAACAACCCAGCUGCUUUUUAAGAGCUGGAGGGACUCAGUCCUUGGUCCUAGAGACAACUGGGGUGGGGAAAGGAGAGACAUUGGUUCUUGGAUAAAGUCUUUGGGCUCCCUGGGCAGGUCAUGGGAAUGAUGUUGGCUAUAUCAUAAUGCAUGUCUGAAAUGAGUAGUGCACUGUCCUUCACAUGUAUCUGUGCCUGAUCUGCCAGCUCUCAAGCAGGUAACUCCAAAGAUCUGCCUGGAGGAGAGAUCCCAAGCUCUUUUGAUUUAAGUGGCUUGGGAAGAGAGGAGGCAGCUGACAAGAGGAAUGCUGAAGACACUAAUGAAGAUAAACUGCUAUGACAGGAGGUUGAGGAGGACAGGACCUGAACAGCUGAACAGUGGAAACGACCUGGUUUCUCCACCUCUGCAUUCUAGAGUGAAUGGCUGGUCUUUACCACUCCACUGCUUCCAGAUUGUUGCUUUGCUGCUAUACACAUACCUGGCUAUUGUGGGAUUUGGGAUCUACAUACCUUUGCUUCCACAUGGGUGGAAACAUACUGCCUAUGCUGUGAUUGGUAUACUUUUUGUGCAUCAUUUAAUUGCUCACUUGAUUGCCAUCACUAUUGACCCAGCAGACCAAAAUGUGCUGGCCAAGAAGAACUACAACAACCCCAUGCCAGUCUUUGACAGAAGAAAACACAGACAUGUCAUCCAGAACCAGCACUGUUAUCUCUGUGAAGUAGAUGUAGGGCCCAAAGCCAAACACUGUAGUGCCUGUAAUAAGUGCAUUGCAGACUUCGAUCACCACUGUAAGUGGCUCAAUAACUGCGUGGGAGGCAAAAAUUACUGGUUUUUCUUCAAUGCUGUUGUUUCUGCCGUUCUUGGUGUCUUCUUCCUGGUAGUAGUGAUCCUGUAUGUCUUCAUCCAGUACUUUGUGAAUCCAGAAGAACUCCGCACAGGUUCUCAGCUUGAAGGAGCCAGUGGAAACACAACAUGGCUGGCCUUUCUUCCUGCUGCUCCAGUGGAGACCACAGCAGCUGGAAUCCUGGUAAUCGCGGUGAUCACUGUACUUUUGGGAACUGCAUCACUCCUGCUGCUGGGACACUUGUUGGGAUUUCAUCUGUACCUUUUGGGUAAGAAGCUGAGUACUUUUGAUUAUAUGGCACGGUACCGGCGCACAUCGAGUACGAGGGACCAGAGAGUUGAUUUGGAGGCUACAAAAAAUCCAUCUGACAGAAUGGACCCCCUGCAGGAUAUGUAUUUAGCAAGGCAAAAAAAGGAGUGUGAAGUUCCAGUUACAUCUAGGACCAGGCAUCAGGAAGCUGGACAACUCUCUAUUAAACCCCCAAGUGUCAUAUGCACUGAAACUUCAGAUGUUGCUUCCUUUACCAGUUUGUCUCUGAGUCCACAGACUGUGCCAAAAAGACCCAAAGAAACUACCUGUCACAAUAGUAAUCAGAACAUAGAAGUAAAUGCAGCUGAAACGAUAAACUUGAGAGCAGACUCGCAGCCUAACUGUGACCAAUCGCUAAAUAGGUCUCAUCAGGAAAAUCUCCAUGAGAAUCCCAUGAUGAAUAGCACCGCUCCAAAGCAAUCUAGAGACAAAGACAGACUGGUCAUCUCUGAUGAGGUCCUAAGCCCUGCUGAAAAUGGAAGGUCUGAUGCUCUUCUUGAGGCACAGGCUCGGGCAGAAGAAGACACUGAAAUGUCACAGAGUGGAGGUUUUGCUUUUCCGUCAGCAAACAGAAAUGUCUCCCCUGAAACAUUUUUUUCAGACUUGAAAAGUAACCAAAAGUAAUACUGACUAAAGAAUGGGAGCCCUGGUUAUGAUUGGCUUGUGAGGGACAAACAGCUUUGACAUAUGUUAUACCUACUAGAGAUAUCUAUAACACUGCUGAGAGCUAUCUGGAUUCAUCAUUUUUGAGGGUUACAGUGUAGUGGAGGUAAAAAAAAAAAAAAAAGUGUGCGGUCAUUUUAAGAGUAGGUUGGCAUAAUGUCUCAGGUAUGCUGUAGGCAUUGCUGUCUACCACUGUCUUCCCCCUGCUUUCUGUUUGUGCUUAUACAAGUUAUCUCCCUCUGGCCCCACCCACUUUGCUCACUUCAUUACAAGAUGUGAUCGGUGUUGGAGCUGAGAAAGGACUUGCUGCGUCUGAGCUUGUAGCACCUGCUGCUGAAGUGGCCAGUGGGGAGGGGUAACUGGCAGGGAGAACAACGCUGUUCACCUGUUCAGGGAGAGAGAAAAGUGAAGAGGCAAGUAUCAUUUUGAAUGGUAGCAACAAAGGGUACUAGUCCCAAAAGGUGAAGGGGUGGGAUUAGUUUUAUGGAGACUGAAUGAAUGUUCACCAGGAAGAACAUUCCACCUUCAAGAACAUGUUGUGUCACCUUGUCUGUUUUUCAUUACUUGUGUGUCAAACCAUUUUAAACAAAAGAACUAGUUCUUCAUAAUUACAGUUAACAUUGAAAAAAAGCGCAGUUUGAGAAAAGUCUUGGGUUAACAUCUCUUUCUCAAAGCUACUUUUGCAAGAAAGUGGAUGAUCCUUUGAGUUAUGCCUUGAAAAUGAUUCCCCAUUUUUUCAAAUAGUUCCAGGUUUAAUUAUUGAAAAAACAAAAGAACAAAACUUUCUGAUGAGCUUUGGUUAUUGACGCAUUUUAAUGGAUUCUGAAUUUGGUGUUCCAGUUAACUUUUAAGAUAAAUCUUCUUUUAUUUUGAAAAUGUAUAGUUAAGUAUAUUUUGCACAAAGGGAAAAGGAUACAUGUGCAAUACGCUAGAUGUGGAAAUAUGUAUUUAAUUUAUACAGAAGCGUUUAGCUAACUGACUUAAUUUUUAUUCCUUGCAUGAACUGAAGUGAAGUGGUCUGAAGGGGAAGGCAGUUAUUUAAUGAUUCAGUUCUUUUUAUGUGAAUUGUAAGAAAGUAAGUUAAUGAUGAAACCUAUAAAUAAAGUUCCUAUUUCAUAAAUGAAGAAGAGGGGGAAAUAAACUUGCUUUUAAACUGUU
Molecule: messenger RNA, 3538 nt
Organism: Alligator mississippiensis (American alligator)
Lineage: Eukaryota; Metazoa; Chordata; Crocodylia; Alligatoridae
Product: palmitoyltransferase ZDHHC11
Exons: 12
Coding region: 869-2341 (490 amino acids)
Biological process (GO): protein targeting to membrane; peptidyl-L-cysteine S-palmitoylation
Cellular component (GO): Golgi apparatus; endoplasmic reticulum
Molecular function (GO): protein-cysteine S-palmitoyltransferase activity
Source: RefSeq, a predicted model, not a curated record